AUGUGGCGCUUCGUGCUCUCCGCUCUGCUGCUGGGCGAGCUCGCGGUGAGGUCCCUGGCCUCGCGGGGCGCCGUCGUGGACCUCGACGUCCUGGUUCUGGCCGAGGAGUCCAGCACGAAUAACCGCGCCAGCGUGCUGCAGAUGUCGGUGGAGAGCGAGGAGGGCGGCCAGGUGGGGACCACCCUGUCUCCAGAGCAGCGCCAGGUUGCCCACCUUCAGAAGUACGAGAAGGACUUCGUCGUGGAGCUGAACAUGACCGAGGCGCACGAGACGGGAAAGCUGAUGGGAAUCGUGCUCGACCAUGACGUCGAUUUCCAGCCCGCGAAGGUGGCGACGAUCCACAAGACCGGCCUCAUCGAGGAGUGGAACAAGAACAACCCUGACAACGAAGUGCACGUAGGCGACGAAAUCGUUCGCGUCAACCACAUCCAGUGGCACGCGAACACGGCGACGUUCGUUCAGCGCAUCGUCGGCCAGUUCAAAGCCGGGCGCAAGGGGCUCGAGGGGGCGGAUGCAGUCUUAAGGCUCUACAUUCAGAGGCCGAGAGUUUGGCACCACAACCGUUUUGCUCUGCAGCGGGAAGACGCUCACAACAAAGAGUACGCUACUGAGUUCGUCGCCCAGCUGUUCCUGCCCGACGAGCUCGACAGCUCCCUGGACAGGAUCAUGGGCUGGGCCCUCGGCCUCCAGCACGGAAGGGAGGGGGCCCAGGACUGGAAGCCCGUCGUCAUCAAGAAGAUCGAAGACUUCGGCCCAGUUGCGGAGUGGAACAGCGAGCACCCCGACCAGUUGAUCCUGGAAGGAGACGAGGUCUUGCAGUUCGACAACGUCAUCUUCCACCACAACGCCACGAGGUGGAUGACGGUCCUCAGGAAGCACUACAGGUCCGCCACCGUGGACAACAGGACCCACAGGUCGGCGCUCGUCCGAGUCCAGAGGCCGCGGUGGAUCCAGGACGCCUUCGACGAGACGCACCCAGUAGGGGAAAUCGGCCAGGAGGAGCAGCGGUCCAUUCAGAUCAGAGCUUCCCUCAGGCCGCGAGCCCCCUGUACUUGA
Molecule: messenger RNA, 1056 nt
Organism: Prorocentrum cordatum
Lineage: Eukaryota; Dinophyceae; Prorocentrales; Prorocentraceae
Source: the annotation of a GenBank genome assembly